This is a messenger RNA of Truncatella angustata, 1868 nucleotides long. Its product is annotated as FAD binding domain protein. The coding region runs from base 202 to 1620 and encodes 472 amino acids. The record is from RefSeq and is a predicted model, not a curated record. The transcript has 3 exons. Lineage: Eukaryota; Fungi; Ascomycota; Sordariomycetes; Amphisphaeriales; Sporocadaceae. Gene Ontology annotation, molecular function: FAD binding.
UCUUGACACAGAAUCAACUCGACCUUCAGCGUGUGAAGAACAGAUCUUGGUAACAUUAUAUAAGUCUCAAUAACCGCCACCACCCGGGAUCAAGCAGCAAUUCAAGAUUCUAGAAACGUCAAGGUGUUCUUCAGACACGGGUUCUUGCAGCAAAUCUCUCCAGCGAAACUAUUAAGAGAGCAGCAUCUAACAGAGCACAACAUGGGCGACAUAACUAGCUUGGCUGCAGAUAGCCUCCCGAUCGUCUACGGUGACUCAACAGACUCGAGUACAUUUACUGACGCUGCCUGGGGCCGCGUCUUCAACCAGCGUCGCGACUACUCGCGCCGCCCGAGAGCCGUAGUGCGCGCUACGAAGCAAGCCCACGCAAAGGAGGCAGUAAAGCAGGCUAUUCGGGAGAAUGCUCGCGUUUCAGUCCGCAGUGGCGGUCAUAGCUGGGCGGGCUGGAGCGUCCGAGAUGAGGCUAUACUCAUCGACCUCGGGAACUUGAAGGAACUUGAUUACAACGAGGAAACUCAUAUUGUAUCUUGCUCCCCUAGCUUCACCGGCCGGCUACUGAAUGGCUUCUUGAAAGACAAGGGAAGAAUGUUCGCAGGUGGGCAUUGUCCUGACGUAGGUUUGGGCGGAUUCCUCCUGCAAGGAGGUAUGGGCUGGAAUUGCAAGAACUGGGGCUGGGCCUGCGAACAAAUUGCUGGAAUCGAUGUCGUUACUGCAGAUGGCAGAGAGCUCCGUUGCAGUGAGCAGGAAAACGCCGACCUGUUCUAUGCGGCGAGAGGCGGCGGUCCAGGGUUCCCGGCAGUUGUGACAAAGUUCCAUCUUCACACACGGCCUUUGCUGCAGAUGUUCGACUCUACAUAUGUGUACCCUGUCUCCGAGUACAAGAAAGUAUUACAAUGGGUGAUUGACGUAUGCCCCACGGCAGACGAGAGUCUCGAAAUUGUCUGCGUUGCGCUACACCCACCCGAAUCAGGCGAUAUCAACAUUGUUGCGGGCUUCACAGCUUUCAAAAAGGAUCAGGCGGAAGCAGAGGCAGCUCUGAGACCAAUCCAUGAAAGUAGGCCAAGUGAGUCAUUACUAGCUGAAACGUUCUGUGAACCGACCUCUCUUGAGAAGCACUAUGUCAGACAAGCAGCAGCCAAUCCCGAGGGUCAUCGAUACUGCAGUGAGAAUGCAUACAUCGAGAACGAUGCAGAUGUACCAGCCGUAUUAGAAUCUGCUUUCACAACCUUGCCGAGCAGGAAGUCCUUUGCUUUGUACUUUGCAAUGAAUCCCACGUCCAGGCGUCCACUUCCUGAUAUGGCAAUGAGUAUGCACUCGGACCACUAUUUUGCGCUGUACACCCUCUGGGAGGACGCAAAGGACGAUGAUCGUUGCACUGGAUGGGUCCACAGCAAUAUGCGCAGCAUCGAGCGACAUGGGGUAGGCAGUUACCUUGGUGAUUCGGACUUCCAGCAUAGACGAACGAAAUUCUGGGCCGACGAAAAUGGUAAGAAGCUUAUGGACAUUCGAAAGAAGUGGGACCCUCUUGGUCGCAUCUGCGGCUAUCUUGACCUUGGGGACAAAAGCGGCGUCAAUGGACUAGAAAACGUAUUCGAAUGGACACGCGACGUUGUGUCGUGAUGAUUCUCGAAAAGUAUCUAAUUUGGCAUCGGACAUUAUCGCGAUAGCCUCUACAAGCAUUUGUAUUGGCACUCCGGCGUUGUGCCGCGCUUGUCUUGGAGUAUCCAUGUGAGUUGACGUCCGACGUUGUGUCGUGAUAGUCUUAGAAAAUGAUUUUUGAAUGGGCAUCCAACGUUGUGUUGUGUUGAUCCAAAAGAGAGUAAUCUACUGAGCAUCCGAUGUUGUAUCGCGAUAUAGCUAAAAGGUUU